ACUGCCAUGGGCCUCGUGGUGGGUUCACAACUUUGGUGUGUGGGUGUGGGGUCCCAUCUGAUAGGGCAGGCCUGGAUGGUGUUAGUCCGGGUCUCAGACACAAGUGAGUCCUGGGUAGCCGCAGACAGGGUGUGGCACCCUUGUCUUUGUUCUCUCCUGUCUCUGAGAAGUUGAACUGCCAGGUACUUUUCUGGACAGGGGCUGUCAUGAUGAUGGUCCACACCAUGUUAAAUGCCUUAGAGAUCAGAAAAGACAAGAAACCGAAGGACAAAGCCCCUUCUUCACAGUACAGAGACACAGCUCUCGCUGGACAAGAGGACAUGGCCACGGCACAGGAAGCGGUGAUGUGCCAGGACGUGGCUGUGGAGUUUGCCCAGGAGGAGUGGGAGCUCCUGGGCGCUGCGCAGAGGAUGCUAUACCAGGAGGUGAUGCUGGAGAACUACAGGAGUCUGGCCUCCCUGGGAGGGCCGGGGCACAGGGUGCCAUCUGCCUGUGGUAUCUGUGUAGCUGACUGGAACAGCGGGAAAAGUUAAAUAAUUUACCUGGCAA
This is a messenger RNA of Lemur catta (Ring-tailed lemur), 549 nucleotides long. Its product is annotated as zinc finger protein 558-like. NCBI's taxonomy places the organism in Eukaryota, Metazoa, Chordata, Mammalia, Primates, Lemuridae. Gene Ontology annotation, biological process: regulation of DNA-templated transcription. The coding region runs from base 207 to 533 and encodes 108 amino acids. The record is from RefSeq and is a predicted model, not a curated record. The transcript has 3 exons.